This is a messenger RNA of Mizuhopecten yessoensis (Yesso scallop), 1918 nucleotides long. RefSeq names its product eukaryotic translation initiation factor 2 subunit 1-like. The coding region runs from base 109 to 1107 and encodes 332 amino acids. The transcript has 8 exons. Gene Ontology annotation, molecular function: ribosome binding; RNA binding; translation initiation factor activity. Lineage: Eukaryota; Metazoa; Mollusca; Bivalvia; Pectinida; Pectinidae. Gene Ontology annotation, cellular component: multi-eIF complex; eukaryotic translation initiation factor 2B complex; eukaryotic translation initiation factor 2 complex. The record is from RefSeq and is a predicted model, not a curated record.
AUUUCGUUCCGCAUAAUGCCAAAUUCGUCAACUUGCAUCAGAACACAUGGACAGAAGUUAAUUUUUUUUUGUGACAUUUUAGGAUUAUUUCACACAUAGACAGUCAAAAUGGUGUUGACUUGUCGUUUUUACUCUAACAAGUACCCUGAGAUGGAGGACGUUGUAAUGGUCAAUGUCCAAUCCAUCGCAGAAAUGGGAGCUUAUGUUCAUCUACUCGAAUACAACAACAUAGAGGGCAUGAUCUUGCUCAGUGAAUUGUCCAGACGACGUAUCCGUUCUAUCAACAAACUUAUCCGAGUCGGCCGAAGUGAAUGCGUGGUUGUAAUAAGAGUGGACAAAGACAAAGGUUAUAUUGAUUUGUCAAAGAGAAGAGUUUCUCAAGAAGAAGUUGCUAAAUGUGAAGAAAAAUUUGCUAAGGCAAAGGCAGUAAACAGUAUACUUCGCCAUGUGGCUGAGUUGUUGGAGUACGAAACUGAAGAGCAGCUAGAAGAUCUGUAUAAAAAAACAGCUUGGUACUUUGAUGACAAAUACAAAAAGCCAGGCUCCUCUUAUGAAGUAUUCAAGCAUGCUGUAACAAAUCCAGAAAUAUUGGACGAGUGCGAGAUUGAUGAUGAGACAAAAGCCACUUUACUUGAGAACAUCAGACGGAGAUUAACACCUCAGGCUGUUAAGAUUCGAGCAGAUUUAGAAGUGGCAUGCACGAACUACGAGGGAGUGGAUGCUGUAAAGAGAGCAUUGAAAAAAGGCCUUGAAUUUACAACGGAGGCCAUGCCUAUAAAGAUAAAUCUGAUUGCCCCACCGUUGUAUGUGAUGACAACACAGACUCUGGAGAGAUCGGACGCCCUGGCCUUGUUAAACAAGGCAAUCGCAGCCAUCAAACUGAAUAUAGAGGAGGCUGGAGGUGUAUUUAAUGUCCAACAACAGCCACGUGUCGUGUCAGACAUUGAUGAACAGGAGUUGGCCAAGAAACUACAACAGCUAGAGGAUGAAAACAGAGAGGUUAGCGGAGACGAGGAUAGCGAGGAGGAAGACGAGGGAAUGGGCGUCGCUGGGGACAUAGAGGAGGAGGAGGCGGCAGCAGAUCCCAAAGCAGACGCUGUUGAAUGAUUGUAUGAACAUAUUGAAAGAUACAAAAAAGACCUUGUGGCAGGAAGUGGAGAGAUUUUAUCAUGAACAACAGUUGACUUUUAAAUUCAAAAUUAAUGCAGAGAAUUUCCAAUAAAAUACAUGCCAUUGUAUGGAUAAGCAAUACUAGUUAAUAUGGCUAGUUAAACUGUAAGAUCUUUAAACUGUCCCGUUAGUAGUAAUUGGAUAGAAACAAAACAUGGCAUGGGCUGGAAUUUUCGGAACAAUCUGAGGAAGGUUGCGUUGUUUAUGUUUAUAUUGAUAGGAUCAAAAGCCUGUGCUAUAACAGGAUUGUGUUCAGUAUGUGCUAAAUGAGACAUCAUUUGUGUCGACACCAAACAGAUCUGUCCAUAUAUAGGUGUACUUUCUGAUGCAUGUUUGCUACAUGUUUAAAUUAAAUUAAAAGUACGUCAGCACUCAGAUGAAACAUAAGUGCUUCCUUUUUCUGAUUACUACUGUUUGAAGUAGAAAGUCUACUUUGUCAAGUAAUUGGAUGCAUAUUGGGAUGCAAGUUUAUUUAGUAAACAGUACAAUAUCUGUAUCAGAAGUGAACUUUUCAGUAAAUUAAAAUCUUUAAGAUGAAUGUCUUAAAACAGUGAAAUACGACAAGUUUGAACCAUUCAUUCUUGUUUCCACACAUAAAUGGAGCAAUUUUUGUGUAAUAAAUGUUUCUUUCUCAAGAUAUGGAACAUAAUGUAUCAUCUUUCAUUAGGGAUUAAUUUAUUCCAAACUGAUGUCAGGUCGUUACUUUUGUACAUGUACAUUAUGAUAUCGUAAUAAAUAAUCAAACCUG